This is a messenger RNA of Xyrichtys novacula (pearly razorfish), 35811 nucleotides long. The record is from the annotation of a GenBank genome assembly. NCBI's taxonomy places the organism in Eukaryota, Metazoa, Chordata, Actinopteri, Labriformes, Labridae.
UGAUGCUAAUCUCGCAAAGUUCCACCUCUCUGAAUCCCUGAAGGAACGGAGAUGUGAAUCCGCUUUUUCUGUCAUUUUCUGUUGUUGCUCCGCUGCUGAUCCAACUCGAGAGACCCGAAAUGUCUCCAUGUGAGUCUCGUAUCACUUUUGACCCUCAUGUGAUGACAUCCUUUUCUAAUUUUCUCCUGUUUUCUAAUGAAAUAUUUUGAUUUGUUUCAGAUUUCUGUGCUGAAUCAUCUCUCAUCUGAAGCGGAGCUCGCAUGAAAAUACAGACUAAAAACAGCAGCAGGAACCUCUUUUAGCCUAACGAGUUUUUGAAGGUAUAUUGCGUAAGCUUAACCCGUAUUUUAUGUGAUUAAACACUCUUGAAGAAUGGCCUUCUUCGUGAAAAAGAAGAAAUUUAAGUUUCAGACCCAGCUGAUCCUGGAGGAGCUGACCGCUGUGCCUUUUGUCAACGGAGUUUUGUUCUGCAAGCUGCGGCUGCUGGAUGGAGACUUUGUCGCCACUUCUUCCAGGUAAACGAGCAGCAACAACAACAAGAACAACAACACAUUUAAACACCCUUUUAGACAUGCCAAACUUCUCAAAGAGACAUUCAAAAGUAUAUUUGCUGCAGUUUGAUCCCAUCCAUGACAGAUUUUCAAUGAGUAAAGGCCUUUUGAUACACUUUAUGAGCUCUGACUGCUUUAAUGGAACUAUACGAUGAAUUUAUUUACCUUUUUGUGUUGAAAGAGUCUUAAUUCUUUAGUCCUGGCACUAAUCGAAUACAUGUAGCUCCUAUUCUUGUUUGUAGUGUAUCUGUGAAUCGAAAUCGGGUGUUUUUGCAGGUUUUCUCGUGUUUUAGGGUUUUGCGUUGGUUUGUUUCUCAGCCCUCUAUAUCUGAAUGAUUAGUAACAUCUGUUUUUUGCUUAUGCAUCUUUGCAAAAUGAGCUAUAAAAUUACUGUUAUUGCUGAGUUGAAUCAGUAUUUCAUGUUUACAGCUCUGCUCUGGCUGUAAAAUGAAAGUCUAAUUUCCAGUGAGUCACAGUCAAUAAGAGGGUGUUGCCAUGUUAAGUGGCCCCUCUGUGUAUCAGCACUGGCACCUCAACUGGACACCCAGACUAAACACAACAAAAAAUCCCUUUCAAACCAGUCUGUACUGGUUAAAUGUAGUGUUUACCAGCUCUGAACCCACUUUAAAUAACUCACUCUUGAUUUAAACCUGUAGUUUUGUGGUUAAACAGAGGAGGAUUGAGGUGGUGAAGAUGUUUUUUAUCUUGUCACUCACAUCACAUGACUCCAAAUUAUAUCUGCACUUUGAAAAUACCAACAACAUUCAUCUCAUCUUCUCUUCUUGCUCUCUGAAUCACUGGGUGAGAUUUCAUGUCCUCAGACAUCUGUUCAACUCAUUUUAGACCCGUACUGAUUAUAGAUUUGAUGUUUUUGAAAAGUUUGAAUGAAAACAGACCCUCCUGUUUGUGCAUUAUGCACCAAUGUGACUGCCAAGUUGCUCAGAGAGCUGCUUCCUUAAGGAUAAACUUUAAAAAUAUUACACCGUUUUCCAUUGUGAGUUGGUUUUGGUGAAGAGCUGGGUCAGCUUAGUUAUGAUCCUCUGCUGCAGACAGUGUAGAGAGGAUAGCAAACUAUGGAGUCAAGAGCAUCAGCAAGAGAAAAACAGAUGAUGACAUUUCCAAAUUUCAGACAUGCUCUGAACUCCUAAAAACUUCUAGGUUUAAGUCCAGACUAUGUGCUGGUCUAAAUUUCCAAGGAGAAUAAAGUUCAUAUCAUGUGACUGGUGUGAUCUCCUCAGACCCCCUCCACUCUUGAAAGGGAAAACUGAACCUUUUUACUGACACAUGAAAAUAAGCAAUUUGGAAAAUGAUAGAGGGUCAUUUCCAAAAAUUUUCAGUAGUGCAUGUAUGAGAGAUGAGCUGUAUCUCUCACUGAGAGUAUGAGGAGCCUGAUCGAUAUUUCGAGCAUUGUUGGUGAUGUGAAAAACAUGCUGAAAGAUUCAUGACUUUAAAACCUCGAACACGAUCUCCCAAAACAUGACGGACAGUUUGUCCCUUCAUUGUACAAACUCAUGUGACUCAGCAGAUUUUGCUCUUGCAUGACAAGUUCAGGAGUUGGAAAUGUUUCCCUGCAAGUGCGCUUCAUCCUGCAAGAGAUAGACAAAGAGCAAACAGGACAGAAAACCUCUGUGCACAAAGAGCCUCUCUGUGCUCCGGCCCUCUUUCAGACUCUGACCCACUAAACUGCCCUCAUCUUGUAAAACAACAGGAGCCACUGGAUGAAGUGUUUAACUGGCAGAGACUCACUGAGCUGCUCUAACCCAUUUUUCAGAUGAAAGGAUGAAGCUCAUUUUACCGUCUGCGCUCAGUUUAGUGAAGGAUAAGACGUCUCAGCGUGUGUGGUAUCAAACGGGACUUAGUGGUUUGUGUUAAUGCAUCAUCAGACCCUCAUCAAACCUGUCUCCUUUCCUUUUUAUUGAGCCGUUUUCAAGAUCCGACCUCGUCUUCAGGCCCAUUAAAGUUUAACUCCCAGAGCGAACCACAGCGUACGUGGAAAACGUUUUCUCUGUGUCCUCAAUAAAAGUUCCUCUUCCUCUUUGAACGCCCUCGACCCCCCUACAGUCACGUAGCAUCCUCCUGAGCAGAGUGUGUGUUUGAGAGUCUCAGAGAGGGAAAGUAAACAUUGACACAUCCCUCUCAUCUUGAUCAGUUUGUCUUUUAUGUGGAUCUUUCAUUUUUCUUACCUUUCAUCCAUGAGGAAAAACAGCCCGGAGCAUUUCUGAAAGGAUGAGAUUAUCUCAUCUGUUAAGUGAAAUCUGCAGAGUUAAAGGACUGCACGUGUUAAAACCCAUAAAAAAGACUUUGAAUUAACAGUGAAGUCCAUAAAAAGUUCCAAACUAAGAACAAAUGCUGACAAAAGUUCCCAGAGAUUACAGCAGGAGCUGGAUUUAUUUAAUUUUCAGACCGUUUUCUGCGGCUUCAAUUAUUGCUUGGUUUGAAACCAGUUUGGACCGGUUUGGAUGUCAGAUGUACGUAGGCUGUAACCAGUUGAACUGACAUACAAUAACUUUACCAGAGCAAUGAGCAGUCAGCAGAAGCCUGUGGAUGUGAACCUGUUUGGAGGACUGAAGGCUGGUGGUUGUUGUUCUGCUGUGUUUAGUGGAGACAAAUGAAACCUGCUCUAUUUUGACUGUUUUCUGAGUGUUUUCUUACUUUUAGACCAGCUGGUUAAUUAAAAGACGAAUUAGUCACAUCAGAUGCAACAUAUGAGUGGCAUUGAGGCCCACAAAACCAAAAAUAUAAAUAUAUCAUUUAACCAGCCAGAAGUUCAGGAAGAUGUUUGUAUAGAAGUCUGUUUGUGAUGGCAGCGCUGAAACCAUGUGAGCAGUCGGUGAUAAGAUUGAACUGCCUGAUGAGCCUCAUUAGAUCAGAGGUUUGAAGUUUGAUUUUGGAAGUUAAGGUUUAUGUUUUGGUACAAAAACACGACGAAUCUUUGGCUCCAGCUCUGAUGUCCGAUUCCUUAUCCAGUGAAAACAUUUUCCUUGUCUCUAGAGGACAACAGCCUUGCAAAAUGAGCGAACCCAAACUCCCUCUCAGUUUGUGCCCUCAGCAGAGAGGAUGGUGAUGUCCAAGGCCUCUCAGAGGUCAUUCUCCUCUGAAGAGGUUAUAUAACAACCCCCCCCAGUGAUUAUCUCUGUGGCUGAAAACAAGGCUCUCUCAGAGGAGGAGGCGAUGGCGCGGGAGGCUCCCUGUGCACCGGACAGAGAUUAGGGUUAUGUCACGGAUCUGAUAGACCGGCUCUUUGUUCGGGGCCUCGCCUUGUUGUGGGUCAGGAACAGAAGGGAGAUUUAACAGCUACUGUACCCAGCGGACCACAUAAAAAAUCUCCCAAAGUCCCAGGAGAGGCUGGAGGGACGUCACAUGUUGAGUGACACGUGAGCGUCCAGCUCUCUCUCUGACAUGUCAGGACGACGUUUGUUUAUCUUUGCUGAUAUCUGCCAUCAGUGUCAUGACUUUUACUAUCAACGAACAGUCCACAGCUGCAGAAAACACUAGGAAAAACAACUUUCAUGCUUCAGCACUCUUUUUUUUCUUAGCAGAGAUUUUGUCAUCUUGUGGAUUCUGAUAAAGAAAUUUAACUCUAAUUAAUCUGAAGCAGUCGAGUCCACUGAAAAAUGAGGAAUCUGCAGGCGCAGGACCAGACUUUGAAGUGAGAACUAAAAGUGUUUCCCCUAGAAUUUCCAUGUCCGUGGGGGUGGGGGUGGGAAGGGAAUUUGAUGAACUUGUUGAUGACUCAAAACAAGUUGAAAAUAAUGUUGUGUGUUGUUUUUCUCACACAGUGUAAGUAGAAAUUAGUAGUGGCACAUUGAUAUUUAUGCUCAUGUGAAAUUUCAGUUGCAGCACACGUUAUUCGAAACACUGACUAAUCUGUGUUCAACUUGUAGCUAGUUUGUAGUCCAGGAAGUAUUGACCAAUCAGGUGUCCGGAGGAAAAACAGUCUGUGUGGAGAGCAAUAGCAGGAAGAACAUAGUCCUCUGUAAUGAUGGUGAGUCCCAGUCCUAAAACACUGAAAAAUCAAAUUGAACAAGUCUCAAAAACAAGAGAUUGGACAGCGAAAUAAUUCAGACUCUCAGUGUCUAGUUUUUUUGCAUGCCUGUAUUAAUUGAGAAAAAUAAGCAUAUCCAUAUAGUCGGGUGUCAGUCUGGAGCGCAACAGAGCCAAAAUCUGUCAAACACACAUUCGUGAUGCUGAUGGGGUCCUUUAAAAGGUUCUUCGUCUCCAUGUCAGCAACGUCACUGGCAGGUGGUGUGGAGACUUGGUGCAGUGCUGAAAUACACUUUAAAUGACACCACCCUGUUCGCUUUAUAAGACCAAACAUUGUUUACUGGGGAUUAGAGAUGAAUAAGCUCUGUCUUAAUGACCGAUUACCUGAUACCUGACAGCGUUACUGUAAACAAGUUGGAAAACCAAGAUGGACGUCUACUGUUAGCUGUUGUUAGCUUUUGUCAGCUGUCGUUGACCGUUGUCAGCUGUAGUAAGCUAUACCAGUUCUAUACAAACACCAUAGCACCAUGUUCACAGUUGGAUGUUGGGCAGUGCAACAUGUAACACUUGUUUAGUUUCCCAAAAUCAAAACAGAAGUGCUACUAAAUAAUACAUUACGAGAGCGUUCACUGUUACUCUUUACUGUUGAUGCACUGCUCUGCCAUCUUGGUAUAUAACGUUGUCGUCAAGUUGGGGUUGGUGAGGAUCGUCUGACUUACUGAGUUCGGAAUCUGACUUCUGGGGGGCAUGCCAGAUGAAUUUCCGACUCGGAGCUCGGAAAACGUGACUUUCGAGUACAAUUGUAACAGCCCUGUGAGAAAGUCAAGCUUGUACAUUCUUAUGUUGAAUCUGUAGAUGGAGAUUUAUCUGAGGACAAGCCGCUUUCUCUUUCAGAGGACACACUACUGAUCAGAACCCAUGAAGGUCAGGCUGAUCAGAACAGCUUCAUUGAUACAGGGGAAGGUUUAAGAGCUGCCAGCACAGGUGGCUGUGAUUAAACUUUCUACCACAUUAGAACUCAAGAAUCAACUCAAGAACUCAGAUUGUUUUCUGAUGAUCAGUCUAAAAUAUUUGCCUCUGUAACUUUUCAGUCAUCUUGUUUAUGAUGAUGUGACUUUUGAUGGCCAAUCCUGAGGCUCACGAACGGCCUGUGUUCAGUCCUCGGAGAUCAAACAGUGAUUAUACAGAUAAAGUGAUGUAACUCAGAGCAGAGCAUAUUUAUACCAGCUGAACUAUAUUAUCUGUGUGUCUGCCGCCGACCAGUCAAGUACCAAAAAGUACCAGCUAUCGGACCAAUCCCAUGUGAUGAGAUCUUUGGAGCCUCUUCUACAUCCAGCCAGCUCCACGGUCUCUGCAGAUGCUCAGAUUUGCAGAUGGAUAAAGUUUUGUCUCUCUGAGAAGCAUUAGAAACCAUCUGGUCUCCAUCCUGAUUUGGCAGGAACUCUUGGUUUUCAGCAGUGCCUGAGUUCAGACUUUAUCAGCUGCGUCUUGUUUUUUUUUUGUUUGACAUUUAAAGGAGAACUCAACCUUUGGCUGUUGCUUUAAUAUAUACAGUUUCAGAGCAAAGACAGGGCCAGGAGCCAGCUGUAAACAGUGUGAGGGCAGUGAAAUAUUUCUUUCAUUCUGUAAGAGCUGAAGUGUCUGAGGUACCAGGAGUGGAAAUAGAAGUCCAGAGAGGGAGAAAGAGGGGAUUUUUCCUCUAAAGAGUCAACAACAAGCAGAAAUGUUGGAGCUUUUAGAGGUUAGAGAUACCUGAGAGGAAGGUGUGACUGACAGAGAGGUGGAUUUACAGGUGAAGAAGAGGAGGAGGUCUGAGCGAGUCACUGAGAGGCUGUAGGAAGAGUUUGGGAUGUGAUGAUGUGGACAGUCAGGGACUAUAUCCUGCUCAUAAGCAGGAACACACAAACACACACACACGCACUUAAGUGCACACUGGUGUGUUCAGUAAGAGACUUAAACUACACACUGACUGUAGUAUAAAUACACAGCAUCACAGUCUUUCAGGUUCAGAUGAGGUGAGACAGCAGAGUCCAUGCAGAGCUCAGGAUAGAAAUCUGUUUCAUUUCCAAACUGAAGUUGGCUGAUGAGUCUGACGUUUGAACCAAUUCACCUCCAGACCAUUGUCUGUCUCAAAGCUGGAGGAAAAUGACCAACUCGCUAAUGCAAUAGCUGAGCAGUGCUUUUAAACAUGUUUCUGAAGGACUGAGAUCAGCCCUUUUCAUGGUACAGUUUGAUUUCAGUUUUGUAGGUCAGUUUGUUCAGAGCAGACACUCUUACAGUCAGGCAGUAUGUUAGCUGCCUCUUUGUACACACACCUACAGAAGAAAACUUUAUGAUUUAACAGAAGACAAACAUCCCUCUAAACAUGUUACACACUAUCAGAUCAAAAGGCUGGUUUCUCAGCCUGACUCCCCUUCUGACCAGAGUCAGCAAAGGCCAGAGUAUCCUGUAAGAUUGGUGUGUGGGGUAUUAAUAUAUACCAUCUUGUUCUUCCUCUGACCUGCCUUGGGACAGUAUUGGGAGCUAAAUUUCAAAGUGUUCAGGAUCAGAUAUCCUGUUAUGAGCGAAGAAAGAAUACCUAACUUAUACUAUGAGAACAAAUCUAUUCAAAAAAGUUAUUUCUGCACUGUAGGGCUGCACGAUUAAUCUGUUUUAAAUCUUUAUCAGAUUAUUUGGUUAUGAGGAUGUUAAAAGAAUUAAAAUCGUCAAAUCAAUUUUCCUCUCUGUCAUGUCUCACGCCUUCAGGCCACUGUAGGCUACCCCUUUCUGAGGGGGUGCAAGUCAGUCUUGGGGAAUUGGUACAACUUUGUAGCCUGGCUGGGCCAUCCAGUUGCGUGAAUCACUUGCCGUUCCUUCCCACAACAGUCUGGACUUCGGCCAAUUGGGAGCGUGUAUUAGAAAUCAGAAAAUAACCGGGCCAAUCAGUGACUGUGUUUCCACUGUUCCCUGGACAACAAGGAAAGGCAGCCCCUGAUUGGUCCAUGUGUAAAUGGUGAUGUCUAACACAUGCUGUGGGACUUUUUAAAGCGCCGUUCAUUCAGAACGCCGUUAAUGCAAAGUCGGCAGAAAUCGUUUAUAUCUGCAGAAAAAGACGUAAAAGACAUUGUUUGCUCGCACACCUUGAAAUAUUACCAAACCUUUACUUGAUGCUUGAGAGCCCAGCAGGGAACACAGUUGCACACUGUGAUGACGUCAGAUGUUUGGUUACAGUGAUUGGUUACAGUAGUCUGUCUAUCAAGGAAAGUACUCCCGCCCACUUUUAGGGCUCCCAAUUGGCCGAAGUCCAGACUGUUGUGGGAAGGAACAGCAAGUGAUUCACGCAACUGAAUGGCCCAGCCAGGCUAACAGCUUUGCACUUUUGGAUGAAGAGCAAACCACUCCCCGCCGCAAAGUCUGACUGAAGGCGGUAUCAACUCGUCCACAUGGAAACAAAUUCAGGAGUAUAGCAAAAGUGUUUUCGUCAUAUCUGCGUUUCAUCUACACGGAAAUGGCAUUUUGGGUGACUGUAAUCGUACUUUUUGAAAACAGGUCAGAGAGUGCAUAAAUCCAUAAAGGACUACCAUUUCAUCUCCGUUUGGUUGCCUAUCUGCAUCUCUGGAAACAAUUAUGUGACACACAGCUAGGGUUGGGCAUCGUGUCUCGAGCAUCGACAGGGACCGGGUCUAACAUCCUAAAUUUUAAAAUUAUGAUUCCAAGUUUCGAUGCCAGAGUCCGCUGACCAGAAGAAAUAGCUGCCAAACACCAACGAGGAAGAUGCCAUAAAACACCAAUGAAGAAGAAGCCGCCGAACACCAACGAGGACGUAGCGUAUGAGACGAAGCCAAACAGAGAAAGAAGAGAGAUAGAGAGGGAGAGUGCAUUGCAACCCACAGCAGCGUUUAAAAGUUUGAGUAACUUUAGCAGGAAGAAUGAACUCUUAUCUCAGUGCAACAUUAGCAACACAGUUAUAUCAUGCAAAGGAGGGUGAACGACCAACAUGAUUAAGCACCUCAGGAUUCAUGGAGGAGGAAUACCUGAGUGCCCUUUUUUGGGCAGAAAUUCAGAAAAGAAGUUCAGAAAUUUCAUCCAAAAAAAGAACUUGGGUUAGCACCCUCAUUUAAACCAUGCAUUUUUUUUAAUAUCCUGCCUUUUAAAGAAAUCGGAAUAGAGAAUCAUUAGAAACUGGAAUCGAAACAAGGAAUCUAAAUCGGAACCGGAAUCAUUCAAAAUCAAAUGAUACCCAUCCCUACACACAGUAUAACUCUUUUAUGGUGGCUGCAUGUGUCCGGCCAAAACAACUUUUUCUGUCUUCUGUGCAUUUCUUGUGCAGCAUACAGCGCUAUUUACUGGCUUGGCAUAUACACUACAUUGUUUUCAGUGGUUUUGUUUUGAGAGAUGAUAGAAGAACUCCUUUGUUUUUUAAGUUAAGUUUGGUGAAGUGGUCCCUGAAUAAAAAAAUGGAAAUUGAAAAUUUUUGGCCAAAAUCGUGCAGCCCUAGUGCACUGUGAGCAAGUUGCUUCUAAGUGGACUUUUACAGGUCAGCUGAUUGCAGAUACAGCCUCUGAUUGGUUGACGGACUGAAACAAAUGUUUACCUUCUUCUAGCAUUUUCAGCUGAAGUAAGAAUGGCGCAGAUUUGCUAAAACUUAUCAAAAUUUAUUCUCAGAUUUUGCAUAAAUCUUCACAGAUUAUUUUUGUAUCUGAGGGUUGGGUGCAGUCAGUCUUUGGAAGUACUGUGAUGUAGAGAAGACCAUGGAAAAGCUGCUGAAUGUCGCAGAUACACAAAGUGUAUCCCCUGAAAGCAGCCUGGCUCAUGAAUCAAGUGGAUUUGACAGAGUUGCGGUAUAUUUUAAAAUAAUUUUUUAGAAACACAACAGUUACAUGAAAAUUGAUGACAGCACUGACCCUCCAAACUAUUGAGGUCAGAAUAAACUCAAGAUGAGUGUGUUAGGGCUUGUUUCGACCCAGUUGCAACACAGAGUUGUGACUUUCCACAUACUAGUUAUGGUUUAUUAAUCUGUUAAACUUGUGCAACAAUCCAGUUCUUUAAUAGGGUAAGUGUUUUCAUGCUGCUUGUCUGAUAAAUUAAUAGUUAAAACAGGAGAGAUUACACAUCAGAUUUGUGAAACCGUGAAAUGACCCUUUAAUUCUCAUGUUUCUUGGGACUACCACUAAGUAAACGUCAUGAUUUUCUAAAUAUAGCCUUGAAUUCCUGUUUUCUGUGAAACUGGAGUCUGACUCUGGACUCGUCCAGAACCAUGGGGUUUCCUGGUAUGAAGGUCCAGGAUGUGGUUCUAGGAACCCUAAAGGGUAUCAGGAACUUUUGGGUGAGGUUGGCAGAGCUUCAUGGCAGUCAGCAGCUCUUAACUGGUUCUUAUUGUUAUUAAUGACUUUGUGAAAGUUUUUAAGUGAGUCACUGACUUCAGGCUGUUCCCAGAUGUCCCAAAUUUCCCAACAUUAACAACAACUGGGAGAGAUGAAGGUGAGGGUUGUAGACUCCUAUAGACUCCUGUGGACCCCUGCUGUGUUCUUGGGAUCACUGUGCAUUUAGAGUAUUUUCUUGCUUCUGCUGAAAGAGCAGAAGAAGAAUCAUGGGUCAGAGACACAACCCAGAAUAAAGGUCUCUGUCUUGUGUUUGCAGAAUUUCUGAUUCAGUAAUGGGACCCUGUUGAAUUCUUAAGCCCUGAAUACUCUCUCAAAGCAUGUUGUACUUACAUACCACACUGUGUUCACAUGCCCCCCACCCCCCAGUUUGCACAUUUGUAGACAUGUGGAUUACGUCAGUCAGGGAUGAAAUCUACAUCACAUGGGCUGUCCCUGCAGCAGGAAGUUUACAUCUGGGUUAAAAUUCUGUAUAUAGAGACGGAGAGCGCUGCACUAGAGUCAGAGAGGUUUAUGUUUGCACUGACUUUCACGUACAAGGAAGAGAAACAGGAAGAAACAUGAUGUAUUUUUUUACAACAUACUAAACAGCCCUGCCCCCUACUCCCUGCAAUUCCAGGAGGAGCUCACGCAGUCUUAAAGCACGUGUUUUCAUUUUUUCAAUGAUCACUUUCAGAUACCAGAAACUAGGACUUCAGUUGUGGGUCUCAGCAGGCUGCAUUAGCACAGUGUUAAUGGGAGGGGUAAUGGCCCAAAGGGGAUUCCUGUUUACCUGCCAUGAACUGCUGCUGUCCCUGUAUUCUCCUCUCCUAAGUUCUCUAGGGGUCCAGCCAAAGUCUAUAAAAAAGUCCCUGGUGAUACAUGGCACAGAAAAACCGUUUCCAUGGUCACACCUGUUUUUUUCUUUCUUGUUUUUCAUGAUGAGCUGUGAAGGAUAAACAACACACAUUUCAGAAAUGACCAACAAGUUUCUAAACUUCUAUUUCAAACCUGUUCGUAACUCCAACCCAAACUCCUGAAGAGUGCUGGAAACUGUGAAAAUGAAAACAGUUGAUUUUUCGCUACAAUGAUAGAUGAAUUAAAGACAAAAACAUACACAUUUUAGUAUGGGAACCAUUUAAGUGUUGGUCUGUGGUCAGUUGUUCUGGAGGUAUUGACCAAUCAGAUAUCAGCAGGCUUUGGUGUUUGCAGUAAACAGUCUGUAGACAGACUUUUUACAGAGAAACUGAGACUCUCCACAGACAGAUGAACUGGAAGCCAGACUGAAACAUCUGAGAGACUAUUUACAGAGAAAUUAUCUUGUCUUGUCAUUAAUUAGAUAUGUCAUGUAAAGGAGGAAUUACUAGUGUAUCUGUCAGUAACAUUAGAAAACCCCAGCCUUUGUGCUAAAACCCUGGAUCAACUUUAAGUCAGUUUGUACAAAAUAAAACAUGGAGCAGGAGUAAACGUUUGGUGUAACAUCCCUGUGAGUUCAGGAGUUCAGAGGAAACACCAGCAGGGAACGUCCCUGGACCCUCCUCUGUGUUUGCACUCUUUACGUUACCUUAUCAGACAAAUGUCCUGCUUUGUGCCCAGGGUUUGUGUGAGGUGACAGAAGAGACACUUUCUCUGCCCGUGACUCUCCUGUGAGAGUUUGAUGUAAGCCAGGUCUGCCAUUUGUCCUGAGUGAGUGGAGGAGAGACGAGGGAAAAGGAAGGAAGGAAGAAGUCCGCAGAGGAGAUUGUGAGGAGAGUUAGAGAUGGACUGGGACAAGCGGCUUUGGAACAGCUGUUUCCUGUUUUCAUCUCACUUUUCCAGCAGUUAGCAUUUUGGUGGGAUGGGAGGUGUGUGUGUGUGUGUGUGCGUUUUUGUGUGUUUGGGGUGUGGGGGUGUUGUUGGACAUGGUUCCUCUGGUUUCUGUCCAGGUAAUCAAAAUCUGUCAUACUUAUUCUGAGGGGAUUCCCAUGAAAUAGACUGUAGGAGCUCUGCAGGAGCCUUUCCACAGCAUGACCUGGAUCUUGGAGUACCUGGAACUGCUCUUGAGAGAACUGAAAUGUUGCUUAGCAUAUUUUCAUCAGUGUUUCUGUCGAAACUGCCAAGAUUUCUGCAACAGUUGAAGUGAAUUAGCAGCUAAUGUAUGAAAAAAAUCUGGUUUGACUCAAAGCUGUGAAGUAAAGAAGCAAAAACAGUAAUUCCAUACAUUUUAACACAAACAUCUAUACUUCUUGCUACAUUCUUUUGCACUUUAACUCAAGAAUUUGAGAAAAAUAACUCUUGUUUCAUGUCAUACAUGCGACUUUUGAACAUCCAGUCCAAUUUCUACCUAAAUGGAUGACUAGAGAAAAUGAUUGCUGGAGAAUAAAUGAAUAAAAUAUUGAGGGGUGGAGAAUUUUCUUUUGAAGGUCUUGGCAGCAGGACUCACGGUGGUUCAAACGUUGUAAAUGUUAGAGAACAUCGACCUGAAGACCUUUGAGGUUCAUGAACCUCCUCUGUGACACCUUGCCCCCCGGAUGCCUGAAGCUUCAUCCUUGCGUCACUGUUUGCUCUGCAGGAUCAGUCUGCUUCCUCAGCACUCUGCUCGCUCUGUUUAUCUGAGCCUCCCAUGCGACCUGGCCCGGCUGCUGUUUGUGUUUUUGCUGUGACCGGGCCCCCAUGAGGCCCCCAGCCCAGGACAGGAGAUAAGGGUCCCAAACAUGGUAUUACCGACAUGUUGAGUCAUCGCAUGCUGGGGUCCUGCUGGGGCGGAAACUCAAAUCAGAGGGUUUACUUUACUUUAUGUUUGAGGUUUUCUGAUAGAGCUUCAGUUUGGCUUCAGUGGACCGAAGUGUCUUCUGUUGAUGCUUUUGCUCUUUACUCUGAGUUUCUGUAUAAACAACUCUUUGCAACAGCAAAGAAUCGUACACAUUUAAAGCACACACUCCUGAAAGUUUCUGGAAAUAUUGAGGGUUUUUGAAAGGAAGGGCAUGACACCAAAACAAGCUGAAAAGGUGAGGGUCUAAUGUUCAUAACAUGAUAGGAGACAAAGAGAGAGACAGCUAUGAUGACAGUUUUUGCAUUGCUAAAGUUGUGAUGAGAGUUUGGAUGUGUUCACACAUGCAGCCCAGCCUGACAACUGCAGAGGGAUUCUGGGAGUUUUGUGCAUGUGUGAAUACAAAAUCAGAACUUGACACCUAAAGAGCUCUUUAUAACUUCAAUGAAGACUAAAUCUAGAGCCACAAUAGUCCCAGUUAAAACAUCCUGGCCGGGAAAGGGGGCAAAGACUCUACAUACAGUGACUUUAAUCCCCUCAGCAGUUUGAAGUCUUAAAUCCUGGAGUUGUCAUGCUGUAAACUUAACUUCCUGGUGGCCCUGUGGUUGUCGGGCACCAUAAAACCUCAGCUUCCCUGUUUAGAUUUCCAGCUGGGUAGAGUUACUGCUCCUCUUUCUCACCCUCAUGUCUCGUAGUAUUUUCUAAUUCUUCACUUCCUCUUCUCCUCUGAAUUUAAACCUUGUCUGGAGUUUCUUCCCUCUUUGCUUUGCUGUUUUUGUAGACCUACUAUAUCCUCUCCUCCUCAGCUCUGUGCCUGUAUUUGCUUUCACAUCACUUCCUCAUCUGCUUGGAUGUUACACUACACUAUCUUGGCUUACUCUGCUGUCGUCUCUUGACCUGGUUGCUUUAAUUAGCAUGUAAUCGGUGAUAUAAGAGCGUGAACUAGUUCUUUUCUUUGGGUUCUAUUUCUCCUCCAUUUAUAUCAGUGACUUUUAAACUUUGGUUUUGAGUUGCACUUUUGUCAACCAAGAAUCAGGUCACAGUGACAGCAGAGAGACAGUGGAGCCGCUCUGCUGAGCCGAACUUACAUAAACCAGAGAGUGAAGGCCGACUCGAUAACGCCUGCAAAGUACAGCUGACACAAUAAAGGGCAUUGUGUGUGUUCUUUUCCAUGCAUUCAUCCGAGAAGCUUUUUUUUUAUCAUGUUACAAGCUUCAGAUACACCAAAUUAGUGCUUUCACAACAAAAAACGGCUGUUCCUCAACCAAACAGGGUUCCAGACAUCUGAAAGUAGAUCUGAGCUGAAAUUUCCACACAAGUCAGCCUGGGGACAAAGAGAGAGCUCAGGGAAAUAAAAUGUCUAUUUUUAUCCACCAUCACUUCUCGAUGAUCUUUGAGAGGAGUUCCUGCGAAAUGAGCUCAUCCUCAAAACCUCAGACCAGGAGCCGGAUCAGAAAACAAGAGUGAAAGAUCUUGAACUACUCAUCUGGAUUCUGGUUUUUAACUGGUUUGUGUUUGUAGUUUUAGGGUUUUAAGGAUGAGCUCAUUUUGUCAGAUCGCAACUUAAAGUCUUCAGAAAGAUCAUCUUCAGAUACUUUGAGCAUUCUUUCUUCCUGUGGUGUGUCUCUUUUGUUUCAAAUUGAAGUUUAAUAGUAUCCAGGAACAACAUCAUUAAUAUGUUUGUCAUACAUUUUUUGCCAAUUUUUCCCCAAAGAUUCAAGUCACUCAGACGGGGAAGUCAAAGCAGAAAAGUAAGGAGAAAAGCUGAAGACAAAUAUCAAUUACACCAAAGACACUCUUUUUUUUUUUUGCCUUUUUCCUUGGGACUUCUCCGUCCAAAUCUUUUCUGCACUUACAGUUGAGGCCAAAAUUAUUAGCCCCCCCUAUGAAAUUUGAAGUUUUUUUCCAAAAUUUCCGAAGUGCUGUUCAACAGAAUAAUGAUUUUUUACACAGCUUUUCCAAACAUCCUAGUUUUAUUUUGGAUCCUUACAUUAUUUUACUUUGCACACAGAAACAAAAUUAUUUCACAAAAACCAAAAACAGCACUUCGGAAAUUUUGGAGAAAAACUCAAAAUUUCAGAGGGGGGCUAAUAAUUUUGGCCUCAACUGUACAUUUCUCUCUGCUCUAUAAACCAUGACACUGAUGCUGUAUUUAGUGUCUUAUAUAACAGUAUGAAGAGCGGAGUUUACUGAUCAAGUUCACAUCUUAUCUUAUUGUUAUUUGGAAGAGCUAUUUAUGGGAAAGGGGAGACUGGGAACAAUGACUCAAACACACCCAGUCCUCUGUCUUUAGGAAGCAGCUAACAGCCAUCACUGUGACGUCAUGUCUCUUGUUUGGCCCUGACUGUUUUGUUAGAAUUGAACUUUGCAGUAACACCCACCUGUGAAAACCUCUGCAGCACUCGGCGAUGCUGUAGAGCAACAGUAAAAGCUCAUAUGAGUUGGCUAACAUCACUUGUUUCUGAAAAAUGACUCUGCUCAUGCUCUUCAAACUCCUCGUUAGGACACCAUAUGUCUCCUAACCAGGUCUGUGCUGUCUGUCCUGUAUGCACAACAUUGGCUGUGUGUCAUACACACAGUCCUGUACUAAAAUUUGGGCCCUGCACUCCCCUCUCUGGGACUUCCAGGAAAGGUUGAGUGUUGUGCACACAGAGAAGUACCACUUUUUUUAAGAUUCCGAUCCAUGCAAGUUUUUGCAGCUGACACCAUUAACACGCUGUGGGAGAGUCUGAGUUUAGAGAAUCAGCUGCAGAGAUCAGAGCCUGAGUACUCUGUGUUCAAAGAGCUCCUCUUAAAGGUUUCUGUUUAGUUUCUCACUUCAGACCUCCUGUGCAACAACUGGAACAUGCCAAAGUAAAACCAGUGAACAGAGGAGGUCUGAAGGUUACAGGUGAGAUGAAGCACAAACCUCAGAGGGUUUUAAAGCGAGGUUGAGUGCGUUGUUGUGGUGGUCUUCCCCUCCUCCCUCUCUGAGCUGCUGGCAGCGAUGGCAGCGAUGGUGUUAGCGGUGGUGGAUUUAAGGAGUGCGAGGUUUCCAUGGAGCCUGAACAAAGCCAUCUGGACUGAGGAAUGUGGUUUGGGAACGCUCCCUGUUACAUGCUGGAGGACCAGUGGUGUGGGUCCUGGUAAGAGCUGAGAGAGUGUGUGUAUGUGUGUGUGUGUGUGCUCUUCUGAGCAGCUCUCUUGUUUCCAGGGAUAAACAGAGGAGAGAAAUUUCACCUCUCCUCACGGGUUCAGGGGGUCCGUUUGGUUUCAUCACAUGUCAGGAAACAGGAUCCUGCUGUUUUUAAAUCUGCCUUUUCCUCAUGAUAACUAGUGAAACAAACACUCACCUGUGAAACAUUGAUUUUAAAUGUAUUCAAAUGAGGGCUGCAGGGAGGCCUUAUGCCAAGACAGUCUCCACUGGAUAGUUUUUACUCAGAGUUUGAGUUUACCUACACUGGAAGUUAAUCAUAUUAACUGAUUUUGUAAAUACACCUGUGGAUUCUUACAGACAGUGCGUGGUUGUUGAGUUUAGGACUUAUUGCUGUUUCAGUUUCACCACAUCAAUAAGCUUCUUACAGUUUCAUUUUUUUAGGGGUUAGGAAAGUCUCUGUCUCCUCCUUCAUGCACCUCCUCUCUUUUAUUAAACAGCUGACCCUCACACCUGCGGUAGAGAUGUCUUCGUGGCGUGUUUUUCCUUUUUAGGAUUACUUACCAAAGUCAAAAGCUUAAGCGAAGUCAGGGUUUGGCUUCUUCUCAUCUAGACAAGUACAAUUCAGUGAAUUUUUUUAAUGGUUCUAAUUUUUUUAAUUAUAUAGUUCAUUCUUUUCAAAUCCGAAAGGCUGUAACUGUUAAAUAUUUAAAGUUAUCUUGUAAACAAAUGACCCAAAUAAUACAGUUUUACUGUCUGUACAACACAAAAUAUUCAUACCCACUGUCUUUAAAUUAAUUUCUUCAUAUUUUAUAUGAACAACCUGACAACCAAUAAAAAGCAUCAUUGAGGGAGGUGUUAAUUUUGUGUAAAUCUGUAAAAAAUCUGGUGCUUGGAUAUCAGUUUUAAUACUGCUACCACUCAAAAGGUUUAUGAUGCAGCCAAAUAAAAGCAAACAGAGAGUGUAGAUGAAGCUUUCAUCAAGUUCUCUUCUCUAAUAUUGUGAAAAAUUACUAAAAGAAGUAAAAAAACGAAAAAGAUGAAGAAGAAGUGGCAGAAAUCAGGCUGCAUAAACAGAUGAUGGUGAAAAUAAAGGAGAGAGAGAGAGAGAGAGAGAGAGAGAGAGAGAGAGAGUGUGUGUGUGUGUGUGUGUGUGUGUGUGCUUCUCUUUGUUGUUCCAUUAGCACCUUCAGUUUGAUGCAAGGAUUCUCAUUGGUUGUUGGCUGAUGAAACUUGAAUUACUCAAAUGUAGUGUUUUAAUUUCAUACAAUAAAUGUUCAUAGAAAUAUUUACAUAGAAUUUUGACAUUGAUUUAUUAAACUUAUCAGGAAAUUGUCCCAGUUUAAUGAGGAUAAGGACAUACUAUUGACAAAGCAUUAAACCAGUGAUACAGUUAUUGACUAAAUAAGGAUAUUUUUUUUCAAACAGUGCUUUUUUCAGACUGGAGUUGAAACUGAUACUGAAGCAUCUUCUUGACUUUUAGAAGCAAAGGAGACCAAGAGCAAUAUGGCAGACAUUUUUUUAGUUGUAUUUAGUUGUGUAUGGUCAGUCACUUGCGCACUGAUUCUGGAAUAAAAAAAAGGUUGCAGUGAAGGCAUGUUUGUUGUUCGUGGUUCGUGACUCAGGAGGUUUGUCAGCUGAUCAGGUUCUGUUGGAAAAUGAACAACAUAUUCUUUUUUAUUUUGAAAAUGGAAAUGUCCCAGUCUUGCCUUGGAUGUUUUUCUGGCCUCUGGAAAAUGUCCCUAUUUUCACCUCUGAUACUUGCUGCUUCAAGUUUAGUUUUUCUGUUUUUCAAUGCUUGUAUGUAGUUUGAUGUCUUUUUCACAGACUGUAAGUACACACACAGGCAUAUGUCAGUUUUCAAACACAAGGAUAAAAUGAGAGGAAUUUAGCAACACAAAGUAACUGUGACCCCAGGAAAAGUUCCUGGCCAUUACCCAAGAGUGCACACCCAAAUGAUGACACAGUCUCACUAUAAUCUCCCAAUAAUUUAACUUUAAGAUAACUUUAGAAAAGGUCAAAGGUCAGGCUUUUUACACUGAUAACUGACAGCAUAAACCCCUGUAUUUUGCGAUUAACGUGAUUGAAUCGAGGCAUCAUGCGGUUUAAAGUACUCCACAAACACUCGGCUCUUCACUCAGCAUCUCUGCAGGUUUCUGGACAGACUUGAGUGAAGCUGUUUGCUGUCUUAUAAGAGGAGAAACCUGACUGUGAUCUUUGCUUUCUCUACGGAUCGACAGGACACUUCUAAGGAAUAACGUGUGUUUUUACAGGACUGAAUUUAACUCAGUGUAGUAAACAAAUGGGAGGUCAUUCACUUAACAGUAGGGUUGGGAAUCGAGAAUCGAGAAUCGAUGGGAAUCGGGACUAAAACUUCGAUUCUUCCGGUAUCGUUCAAAUAUUAAAAUUUCGAUUCCAAGUUUCGAUGCCAGAGUCCGCCGACCGGAAGAAAUAGCCGCCGAAAAUCAACGAAGAAGAAGCCGCUUAACACCAAUGAGGACGGAGCGUAUGAGACAAAGCCACACAGAGAGAGGAGAGAGACAGAGAGAGAAAGUACAUUGCAACCCACAGCAAUGCAGCCGCUGUGGGUUACAAUGUAAUCGCUCUCUGUCUCUCUCCUCUCUCUCUGUGGUUUCGUCUCAUACGCUCCGUCCUCGUUGGUGUUCGGCAGCUUCUUCUUCGUUGGUCAAAAGUUUGGCUAACUUUAGCAGGAAGAAUGAGCUCUUAUCUCAAUGCAACAUUAGCAAUACAGUUAUAUCAUGCAAAGGAGGGUAAACGACCAACAUGAUUAAACACCUCAGGAUUCAUGGAGGAGAAAUACCCGAGUGCUCGUCUUUGACGCGCUUCGCCGGUGUUGUGUCGUAGAAUGCACCCCUGACGGGAGCGCGGUUGAAAGUACACAACAAGGCGAAACAAUCCAAUUUUCUUACCGUUGGACGGAAUCUAAAGCGUGUGCCUUUAAUGAUUUCAUUCAGGCUAUUCAGAUAUGCCGAAAACAAUAGCCCUCUGAUUCGGAAUAUUUACUGUCCCGAAAAUAUUAUGUUCUCUACAUUAACAGCUUACUCUACAGUUUAUACUUCCAAGUACACCUUUAUGUGUGCAUUUUUGAGACACAUACAAACAAAACGAAAGUUUACUGCUCCAUUUGACAGGUUUUCAUGAUAUAAUACCCUUGUUUUAUUAAAUAUGAGAUCAUAUUUCUUCCACUAAGAAGCUAAUCAGUGGAGGGGAGGCAUUCUACGGCAGGGGUGCAUUCUACAGCACAACACCUGUCUUCCGCUAACCAGUCAGGAUCAGAUAAGUGAAACAAUAAAUGACUUCUGUCCUCUGCUAACUUUGAAACGGUAAAGAAAUUGAACUGUGUACGGUGAGUAAACUUAAAUAGCCACCUAACGUUAGCCCUUGUACUUUUUCAUAGACAAACGACCUGAAAACAAAAAUUGAUAUUUAUAUACUGGUUGAAAAUAGCUCUGUGAGAAAUUCAUAGUAAAGUUCUUAAAAAGUUAUUAGGAUUUAAAAAUUCAUGGAGAAGUUCAGAAAUUUCAUCCAAAAAGAAGAGCCCCGGUUAGCACCCUCAUUCAAACCAUGCUUUUUUUUUUCUUUUUUCUUUUUGAUAUCCUGCCUUUUAAAAGAAUCGAAUUAGAGAAUCGAUAGGAAUCGGAAUCGAAAUGAGGAAUCGAAAUUGGAAUCGGAAUCGUUCAAAAUCAAACGAUACCCAACCCUACUUAACAGUGUGGAUUCUGUGGUAGUAGUAAGGAGCAGCAAACCAGAAGUUGAAGUGCCUAUUUACGCCGUAAUAUGUGUGUUAUUUAAGAGUCAAAUCAUGUGGCUUUGUUUUUAUUUUUGACAUCGUCCUUAUUUCAAAAUAACCCAGCAGAGAUACUAUGUUUAUUUCUGUCCACAGUAGAGGUGUGGUUAAGUUAGUGGCAAUCAUUUAAGUUCAGAUGUAAAUAACUCCACAUGCCAUUAAUCAUCUGCAAACAAGCGGUUUGUUGGCGGUGGUUUGAAGCUGAGGUUUGGCUCUGUGGUGGCUGCUGUCUGAAGUUUCUUUCACACCUGAACUCCUGAAGGUUUCAGGACCUCCAGGUCUGAUCAGGAAUGAUCAGUUCUGGUGACUGCUUCUGUGUUGAUACAACUACAAUAUGUUAUGAGGGAUUUUAUACAUUUAUUAAUUUUAAAAGGAAGCUGCUGGUUUUCACUACAUACUGCAUAUUUCCAGGUUUUCCUCUCCCUGAAGUGUUUCCAGGACUUCUCUCAGGAAUGUAUUGAGCCGUCAGUCACAGCAGCUUUUGUUUUAGGGGACAAACAGAACAGCGACCUGCUCUGUUUUUACUCGCCUAUCAGGAUGUUCAGACUGACAGCUUUUCCACCGGCAGAGAAAGCUUUCGAUCAUUGUCUGCUGUUUCCUCAAGAGUGUUUUCUAGUUAGUAAAGCAGGUGAAGAAUAUCCACAAACAAGUGAACAAGUUGAUUAUGUUGGCUUGGAAACUGUGAGGAGGACUUUAGAGAGUUUUUAACGGACUCCUAGAUCCUUCAUAGAUCAGAGUGAUUAUUCACAGACUGUUAAGACAUCUGUUAUAUGUGACAAAACUCCAGAUAUCUGAGGGGAAGCUCAUUGCUUUUACAUCUUUUAACUCUGCUUAAGUGUGUUAGUGACUGAUGCAGGCAACCAGGAAGCAACAGAUACACAAAACAAAGCACAGUGAAUGACUGAAGAGUCAGAUUUCUUAUAACUGAUCUGUGUCUGCACAUGCAAAACAGAAUUAAUGAAAAGUGGUCUAAAAGAGUCUAACUUGUGGUUGUUUCCAUCAUUUCAAAAGAGAUGAAGAGAUUUGUAUGAUUAUGCUGAAAUGUGGAAACAAAAAAACAGACUAAAGAUCCACCUCAUCGACAAUAGCAGGAUGACUGAGGCAGCUGCUCCUUUGGUAAAACUGUCAUGAUUUCACUCUGCACUGGGAUAUGUCCUGCAGCAGUUACAUUUCAUGAAAAGUCACAUGGUCUAUAACAACAGCGUCUCUAAGGACUGUGUUGUUGACAAGAGUGUCGCUCUCCUCAAAAACCCUGGAGAGAGUAAUCUUAAGUUCUCUGAAAAGAGCUGGACUCGGUGUCAGAAGCCAUGGGAAUCAGAUCCAUAAUCCACUCAGUCCUGGAAAAACAAGCUCACAACAUGUUUUCUUAGUGGUGCUCUGAUAAAUCUGGUCGUCAGUGGACAUCCUGCUCACGAGGCUGAGACACAAUGACAUAACUGGAAAAAUGUGUUCAGUCCCAGAUUCAGAGCAAGAUGGUUAUAAUUAUAACUCAUACCAUGUCUUCAGAGGGUUUGAGGAGCUGAAUGUCAGGAGAAUCUCCUGAUGUAUUCCUGGAUUUGGAUGUUAACACACACACUGUAGGAUUAAACCCUGCUUCAGUAAACUGGAUAUUUCAGUGUCAGAGUCAUUUAGCGGCCGCAGCUUCAGAAAAGUGAGGAGGGGACAGAAAUAGAAAGCGUCUCCAGAUAAUGAAUAAUUCAUGUAAAGCACAAAUAAUGCAGAAAGUGUUCAUCUGAGUGAUUUAUGUGUUCCUGUUUUUCUCCUACAGAGAGGAGGUUCAGGAGAACUGUGUCCGCUGGAGGAAGAGGUUCACCUUCGUGUCCAAGAUGAGUGCCAACCCUCACACCGGAGUCCUGGAUCCGUCUGUCUGCAGGGUGUCGGUCAGGAAGGUACGACUCCUGCUUUCCUCCACGUCUGCAGAUGAAACUAAACCUUAGGGCUGAAUUUAUUUGAAUAUGCUUCAUUUUUAAACAAUUACUUGUGCAUUUACUACGUCCCUAAAACAGAGACAUUUUAAGAGACUUGCUGCUGCUGACCCAGACUGGAGUUAAGUUUUAGAGCGUUUUUACACCUGUAGUUUGUUUUGGGGUCAGAGGUUUCAACUCAUGUGCUAGUUUGUAACUUUGCAUUAAUAUCUCAAGUUUGGUUUAUGUUCUCACAGGGACAUUUACUAAAAAUAAUGUGUGAUGCCAGAGAAAGGUGCUCUCUGAAUGCCAAAAUAGGCCAACAGAUCCAGCGAUGUUUUAUAUAAUCUUUGAAGCUUCAGUCGUGUAGUCAUAGAGUAUGACAGAGUUUUUAUGAAUUUUGGGGGGAUUUGGAGGACCUUCAGUCAGAGAAUAGAAGGGGUUUAGAGUACGACACUGUAGGAUGAUGUGCUGUAAAUGGCAGCAGAUCAGUUUUUGAACCUGUGCUUCAAACGAGAGUUACGUAUGUAAAUGCGGUUCUAUGAAUCCUGGAUGAGCGCCUUUCGCGAGAAGAUCCUGCAGGAACAGAUCCUCUAAUGUCACCGGAAGAUAUAGACUGACUGGGUCAUCAGGGGUCACACGUGACUUUGUUGGUAUAAACACUCGACCUGCGCAUGCACGAGAUGGAUCAUUCAGUGCUUAAAGCACCGCCUCUAGUGGUCAGUAAGAAUGAAAUAGAAGCCCACUUUUAGGUUGUAACGUCUGUAGAGUCAGUGUUUGAUGUUUUAUUUAGACACUCACGCUGACACCAUGCAGAUCAUUUUCUGCAUCCUGAGUAAGAGCCCUUGAUUUGUGUUUGUCUUGAUAUGCAAUGGAAAAUAUUGUAUUAGAAUAUAUACUAUUAGCAUAUUAAAGGAAACGAUCUCUGUGGAUUUUAAAAGUGAGUUGGUAAAACAUAUAACAAAUGAAAGAGGACCUUGUAUGGAGCCUUGUGGAACACCACAUUAUACUGCUGUUUGUGCAAUUUGCUCUGUUCAAGCUGACAGAAUGUUUUAGUUAAACAGGUCGAUGUUAAAGCAGUCAGCACAGUUCCAGCAGUACAUCAUUAUUGAUUUUCAUUCAUUCAUUCAGCCUUUAUUGGUACUUGAGGGUUCAUUUAGAGGUAACCUUCAUUUACAAUGAUAUCGAGUCAAAUAACAGACAGCCGAAAGACAGUCCUCAAGCAUUUCUAGAGAAAAGAUUGAAUUCUGGUUAGAGGCCACUGAAAUGAUCAAAUAUCAUAAAAUAUCUACAUGAAUAUACAAGAAGAUAAAGAGCAUGUGACAUAAGAUUGGGCAUAAAAGAUACUAAAACAGUUUUAAAAAACACUAAUGAUUUAAAUAAUCCAAUAGAGGGUACACUUAUGAAAACAGUGACAAACAGGCAGUCUUUUCAAGUUCAGAUGGAACUGGAAGAACUUUUUAAAGAAACUACUUUCUGGAGCGUGUCUGAUCAAAACAAUCUGAGAAAUAAAGAUCAGGGAGAUAUAGUGGAGAUGUUUUAAUAAAAGAUUAAUUUUAGAAGAGGCUCCUGUGAAUCUUGCUUCUCUCCUGCAGGGGGGACCACCCAACUUUCGAAGUUUAAUAUGGUGAUGAGUUUUGUUGGAGUCACUGGUAAUAAAUCUCAGUGCAGUGGAGGGUGUGUGCAAGCAGAUUGCAUCACUAUAGUCCAAAAGGGUCAUAAAAACUUCCUCCACAACCCUCCGACUACAAAACAUUAUAAAGAUUAUUUUGUUCUUGUAGAAAUCACCUUUUUUUGCCUUAGUCUACCUAAAUGAUUUCUUCUGCAGUUAUACCUGUAAUGACAGCUCUUCUGAUGAACUCACCUUUGCAACACAAUCAAUGUGCUUUAUCACCUGACCAUUCUACCCAAAAAGGAUUCAUGAGUGAUAAAGCAGCUGUUUGAAAAAGGAUUCGACACCUUUAAGAAACACCUCUGAGUCUAUACUUUGCUGGUUUAAACCUAAAAGUUUCUUCUUUUUGGUGUAUAAGCUCUUCAUCUAGAAACACGUGACAAAGACAAGUUUUUGAGCUGCAUCUCUAUGUUUUGUUCCACGAAUGUCACAAAGUUUUGCGACACCUCCUCACAUACCGGACACACUGCACACUCUGCAGAGGCUGUUGUUUGAUUCAUGCUGUAUUUUUACAGUUUUGCAUUAUUAAAUAGAGAAACAGUGGAACUGUUUGCAGAGGUUUGGAGACGUUCUCACAAACAUGUGCUCAGGAUAUUUCAAUGCUGAACUUCCCAUGUAAGUGUUGCCUCAGUGCCAUGCUCUGAGGAACCAUGAGUGUGGUCUAAACCUGUAAUUUGGACUCCCACGUUGGAGCCUGUAAUUGAAGUUCUCUGUAAUAUAAAAAUGGAUCAGCUGGACCACUGUGUUCAUCACUGUCUUCCUGUUUUCUCUGCAGGAACUCAAAGGAGGAAAAGCAUAUUCGAAGGUAAGAACCCAAGUCUCAUAAACAUAUAAACACGCUGACAGGUGAGCUCAGUGUCUGUUCACCUUAAAUACACCUUAUGUAAAUAUAAGUGUUUCUUGCAGCACUCUGACGAGCUUGCUGUUUGCAGGGCAUGACUGUAAAAGCCGCCUUUCUGACGCUUACUUUACUUGGAAACUGCAAAACAUCCCCCCAACAUUUUCCUGACUAGAAGUGAAGGAGCUCCUGAAGAAUGAGUCACACAUCUGUUGAAUGAAACUACAAGGUCACAUCUCACAUCCAGAGAAACUACCUCUGAGCACGCUACUGCCAAACUCAAACCGUUUCCUCUGUUUUCCUCGUUUCUCUAUUUAGAUUUCCUAUGGCUAAAUUUACCCACUUCCCUCCUUAGAAGUUGGCUUCCUUAAACACACACCUAUGAAAACAGGAGCUGCUUAAAGAAAGGGGAACCUGAAAACUAAAGAAUGGGAACCUUUAGCCUGAGAGUGCUGCAGAGUCCAUUUAAACCAACAUUAGACAAAGGCGUGCUGCAGGCGAAGCUGUGAGGUUUGUUUUAGUGAUUAAGGUCAUAGAGGCAGAGUCCUUAUCAGAGGAACCUCAGGCUGAUUGUAUAUAGGUCAGGGCACAACUCAGACCUUUACAACUUCUGCAAAACUACCAAUACAGGCUCCUUCAGAUUUAGCCCAUUAGAAGUUAGGUCUGAUAUAAUCAUUGUCAGUAUAGUCAGAAACAGGAUGGAAUUAUCACUCUAAUUUUGGCCUCAUUAGGCAGUUUCUUCUCUUUUAUUCAAAUGUUGAUGUCCAACUUUGAAAAGGGAUCCAGAGCAGAAAUGCAAAAACCUGAAGUAACUUAAACUUAAAUGUCCACUUGAGAGUAUUAGUGAAGAACCUCAGAGGACAGUUAAAAAAGUGAAACACAUUUGGAUCAUUUAAAUCUGUGUGAAGAAAAAUUGACAUCAGAAUUAUCCCAGAAGACAUGUGGCUCUGCAUACACGUUAGAAAAGACCAACUAAUGGGUUGGCCAAGUUAAUGCCUCUCUGAAAUAAUCAGCAGCAGCCUGUCUGGACUUAAAAUAAUAAUAAUAAUAAUUUUAAUUAACAAAUAAUGUUUGGGGUUACAAUUGCAGCAAACUGAUUUAAAAAACCUCUUUAUUCCCACGACAGUGACUCUGUUACAGAUGACAGGGUUUUUAAAAUGAUACUUGGAUUGAUUGUUGUGUAAGUCCUCAUUGCUAAGGGGGGUUUCAAUGUAACAUUUGUUUUUGCAUUUUUUUGCAUGCAUCUCAAAAAAUGAUAUAAAGGUCAAAAUAACAAUGGAUAAAAUUGAUAGAGGACAUUUGUCUUUAUUUGAUAUUUUUAAUAUACACAUUCAGUAUAAACAGUUUAUAUUAAGUUAAAAAAAACCUUAUUUCAUAUUAUGUAUGGUAUAUCCUAAAACCUCCAACUAACCUCCAAGCCUCCAAAAGCACAACUGUCCCCUUAGAGCCACAUGUUAAAAUGUCCAUUCUUACAGCAACAUGGUAUCCUUUUAAGAAUACUGCAGUGUUAUUACCAUCUACAAUAAACAUUGAGGCUUAUUUGCAUAACGAAGGUGUAAUUUUGUCCCUGAUAAAUAAUGAAUGCAUAAUGGCGCAUUUUAAAGCAGCUGCAGAGAAGAACAAGUAGGAGCUUAGGGACGGUGUUUGUUGGUAGCAAAGUUUAAGGUGCAUCUGACCCAUUGUGUGAGCUGUGUUUAAGACAGUGUCUUUGUUAAGAUCCCCCUGCUUUUUUUACCCUGUCAUACACUCAGACUUCAGAGGCCUCUGAUGAUAAAGCUGAGAGCACUCUCUAUGCGUUAAAUAUUGGGUGUUGCAAGGAUCUGUCUUUUCUCAACACAUGCCAAAAUAAGUCCCAGUGAACCUUUCAUCAGUGAGUCUGGAUUUAACUUGUCCUCUCCUCUUGGCCCACAGCUGGGCUUCACAGACCUUAACAUGGCGGAGUUUGCGGGUUCAGGCUCCACCGUGCGCUGCUGUUUGUUGGAGGGAUACGACACCAAGAACACGCGGCAGGAUAACUCCAUACUGAAGGUGAGAUUCCAGGUGUUCACUAAAGGAUGAGAAGAGACUGAAUUCAUCUGCAGAAAAAAAAGGGAAAUAAAGAAACAGGUUCCUGUUAAAACUGUCCAAGUCCCCAGCCUUAAACAAGAACAUGAAUGUGUUUAACUGUGAGGGUUUCAUGGCCUGCAGUGAGUGUGAUCAUUAACUCCACCUCUCUGAACUCCGACCUUUGACCUCUCAUUGAUUGCUUCCACUCUACAGAUUCAGUCAGUGUAGAGGGAAAUAGCCAGCUGUCUCUUGUGAUGUAAAACACUUUUUGCCAAACAGAAAAUAAACUCAGUGUUGGAGGUCAAUCUGCUGAUGAAACAGUCGUUCGGUUAAUCAGUCAUAUAAAAGUCAUAUAACUCAUUGAAAAAAUAAAAUGGGAAAUCCUCUGUAACUAUCGACUGACUAUUAGUGAGGAACCUCAGAGGACAGUUAAAAAAGUGAAACACAUUUGGAUCAUUUAAAUCUGUGUGAAGAAAAAUUAACAUCAGAAUUAUCCCAGAAGACAUGUGGCUCUGCAUACACGUUAGAAAAGACCAACUAAUGGGUUGGCCAAGUUAAUGCCUCUCUGAAAUAAUCAGCAGCAGCCUGUCUGGACUUAUUUUUAAAAAAAUAAUAAUUUUAAUUAACAAAUAAUGUUUGGGGUUACAAUUGCAGCAAACUGAUUUUAAAAACCUCUUUAUUCCCACGACCAUGUCUCUGUUACAGAUGACAGGGUUUUUAAAAUGAUACUUGGAUUGAUUGUUGUGUAAGUCCUCAUUGCUACAAGAGCACUUUCAAUGUAACAUUUGUUUUUGCAUUUUUUUGCAUGCAUCUCAAAAAAUGAUACAAAGGUCAAAAUAACAAUGGAUAAAAUUGAUAGAGGACAUUUGUCUUUAUUUGAUAUUUUUAAUAUGCACAUUCAGUAUAAACAGUUUAUAUUAAGUUAAAAAAAAACCUUCUUUCAUAUUAUGUAUGGUAUAUCCUUGUUACUUAUCCAUGCUGACUGAAAAUCUGCUGAUUUAACAUGCAGCUGAAAUACUCUUAAUGUUGAGGGGCUCUGCAGCUCCCCCUAGAGGCAGCAGACACAAACUGCUGUGUGAAGCGAAGAGCCAAAACAGUCAUGAGGAGUUGAGUCAUCUCCUUCUCGGACAGACUCAGACGUCAGAGAGACACUGGAGAUUUACUCCAAAGUCCCUGCAGUAAAUAAUAUUUUUAUUCUUAUUAAACGUCAACGGAUAGGUUAUUCAAAACACAAUUAGUGAGAAAGUCGCAGAGAUGAAGCUUGGCUCAAACAGUGUAUCCUCCGGGUGAGCUAAGCGAUCCCUGAACACCUAUAGGCUGUAUCAUGUGUCAAUCAAAGAAAACAUGAAACCCCUAAUAACUUUUAAAAACGGAGCUGCACAGAAAAAAGGAGGACUUGAGCACAAACCAGUCUUACUGUAACUACAUGUCAACAUCAAAAGCAGGGGGGAAAAAAGUGUAUGUUCUAUGUAAUAAAUUUCUAAAGUUUGUCCACAGCUUCAUAAGCUUUGCUGGCAAAGGUGGGAUUUAUGACCUAUACUGCAGCCCAUCAACAGAGAGUGCUGUUCUUGGAGUGGCUUCAUCCAGAGAGGAGGCAGACACUGUCAAUUCUAUAUACAGUCUAUGAUUAGGACUCAUUCAGGUCUUCGAUUUUAGACUUAUCUUGUAAGUGUGACAGUUAAAGAGAAUAUUUAGGUUCAGACAAGAGCAAAUGAUCGAUGAACACAGAAAAAUCCCCCAGUGUUUGGAGGAUGUCUCCUCAUGUCUUACCUGUGGACAUCUUCCAACAUUGACUCAUGUAUAUUUGAGCACAAGCGUAAAUCAUUUCUUUCCUUCUCUUUCUUUCUAAAGGUGAUCAUCGGGAUGACCCUCCUGUCUGGAGAUCCGUGUUUUAAAACGUGAGGUUUUUUUUAAAAAUAUUAUGUUAGAAAAGCUCUAUUCUAAUGUCAAACUGACUUCUUUAUAUAUGUUGUGGCUAAAAUGACAAACUAAUAAAUUUAUUUCAAGGUGAAAUGGAUAAGAAGUUGCAGGGCCAGUUGAUUAGACCUCAAAGUGUGAGGAUCAUUUUCUAACAUUUUUAAACAUUUACACAAGCUGAAAUAUUCCUUCUUUCACAUUAAGUGGUUGUUUACGUGCAGACUUGAUGAUCCAUGCAUUAUACAGAAACCAAAUCAAACAUGUAACCUACAGAUGUAUAACUUCGCUUUUUAUGACAAAUUUCUUCAACCUGCUUCUAGAAAGGUCAAGUGCAAUGACCUGCAGUGGUUUAUUUUUGGAGAAACAUGUUGCAAAUUCAACUUUGAUUACUGUCCAGCAUUACUGGUAGCAUACUCAUACCACUAGUGAAAGCACUCAAAACCAGAAGACAUGAUAACAGGUGUGCCCCAGGCCUGAACCUGACACUGUCAUAUCAGAGAGUGAACAGAGAAAAAAACAAACUGUGGAAACUCUAUCUAACCUGAGUGUGCAGUGUUAUCAGAUUUAUGUGGUUUGUUUGAAGUAAGUCCUGUUAUUUCCUGGUGUCCUGCUCAUUUUACCCUCUAACCUGAUUGUUAAACUGUAAUAAUAUUCCAGCUCCUCUGUCCUUUUGUUUCUGCAGUGACUCACUUUCUCUGCAGGCAGCUCCAUAAAUCUCCUCUGAGUGUGCCAAGCUAAGCAGAGCAGCCGCUCUGUGCUGCUCUAAUCUGUUCCAGGCUGAUAAGUUGUGUUGUUGUUUCUGUCCUGCAGGCCUCCCAGCACAGCCAAGUCCAUCUCCAUCCCCGGGCAAGAGCACACCCUGCAGCUGGACUGUAAGGGGGAGGGGACCGCUGAGCCAGGGCCUGCCGGGGGGGUUUCUUUGGGUCGGGCCGCCAAGCCUCGGCCCUCCAUCAUCAGCUCAGGUAUGAUUCUGGACUUAAGUUAAGACCAGCAGAGGAGACCUUUAGACUUUACCCGAGGCAACGGUUCUUACAGCAUACUGAGGGAGUGAAAGGGAACAAACUGACAGGAAAUUUAACUGCCUGCUGACCACACCACUGGAUUAACAGUGAUAAUCAAUCAAUCAAUCAAUCAAUCAAUCAUUCAAUCAAUCAAUCAAUCAAUCAAUCAAUCAAUCAAUCAAUCAAUCAAUCAAUCAAUCAAUCAAAACAAACAGAAUUUGUAAAACACCAUACAAAAUACGCUUUCCAGUUUAUUAAAAACAGUCUCACGUCCUUUCACCCAACCACCCCACCCCCACAACCAUACAACCAGCUUCAACAGUCACACACACACACACACACACACACACACACACACACACACACACACACACACACACACACACACACACACACACAAUGUACAGAUGAACCAGCUGAGAAAGUACCUGAAGUCCACUUGUUAUUGACAUAGAAAUGACAGGUCAGUGCAUAAAAGCUAAAAGUAUCCCUUUAAUAUUACCUCACUGUACCUCUGUUGUCACAAUCAGGAGUUAUCCAGCAGUCUGCUGCUGAAUGGGGCUAAACCCCUCAAAUGUGGGCACACUUAUCCUUAUGUGUAGAGACGUUCUGGAGCCUUUCAGGCACAACUAUUUCAUUUAUUAGAACAAGCUGCUUUUGCUAACUCAGUCCAGGGAGAAAACUCUGCUGUAAACUGUGAAACUGACCUUACAGCAGAGGAGAUGCUGACAGCUCAUCUCCUCCAUCAGAUGCAGAACAAAAGAAAACUGCACAGAGCUACAGGGCCUUGUGGGUUGGUUUGGUUUUGAAUGUCAUCAGUGCAGUUUGCUUUUUGGCAUGGACUCUCAGGCAAAUGAUGCGCAAUUUAUUCAUUUAUUGUGCUAGUUAUUGAACAUUCUUCUCUCAGUGUGCUCUUUUUUGGAAAAGCUGGAAAGCAUGUGAUGCAAAAAGGAAGGAAAAAUUAGGUAUUUUGUGUCUGUAAACAAAGUUUGAAUCAACUCUUUAAAAUGUUAAUCUUUAGUUUUAUCGGAGCACAAUACACAUGAUGAAGGUUUGUGGAUGAAAAGCAGUGAAGCUCCUGGAUACAGAGCCUGAGUUUAAAGCUUCUUUUCUGAGUCUUCAGUUAUUUUUGAAAAUCCAAAGUUUAGACUGAGAGCACAUGAAGCAUUCAUCACUGCUUAUUCUCAGUGUCCUGAAAUGUCGAGGAUGAAUCUAACAAACAAAAUAUAAAGUUUAGAGAGAAGUCCUCUAAGAGAUUUUCAAAUCUUCUUUUUUAAAACCGACAUGAAAACCAAGCCCAGUAAAAUGAAGAGAAAAAGACAAAAGCUGAGGAUCUGAAAACUUAUGCUGACGUGGUCUUGACACUGAAGUCCAGAUUUAUAGAAGUUGGCCAACAGAUCUCAGUCCAGAUGUGUUUUAAUUUGAUCCAAGAGAAGUUGGAUGAAGUUUAGAAAGAUCUGUUCUUCAUGCAUUUCUUGCACAUGGAAAACAAGCUGGUGAUGAUUCAGACGACUUUGGUCUGAAUAAUAAAUUAAACCUGUUUUCUAUUCUAACUUGGAGAACAACCUUAAACACUGAGGUCUUUGCAGCACCAGAGGAACUCGGUCCAAAACACCUUUUACAUGUGAGGUAAAGAGCUGAUUCUCAGCCAAGAGCUGUGAAGGUAGAAGAGUUUCUAAGGUUUUAUUACAAACUACAGGUGGGAGUAAAACGUGGCUCACAUCCAGCUGUGAGCAGAAACAUAAAGGUUGUAAACUACAGAGUAAAUGAGAAAAGAUAGUGUCAUUUCAAUUCCUGUGAAACCAGUUUAAGAGAUUUGAGAUACUGCAGAGGCUCAAAAGUUUUAUCAUAUGUUUUAACUUUUCACUUUCCUGUCGUCAGGUCUCCUUGAAGAAUCUGAAGUGAAUCAGUCCGGCUUUGCAGAGGUUUUCCAGUCUGGUCACUCUCGUAACUCCAGCUACGCCAGCCAGCACAGCAAAAUAUCAGGUACCACCUUUUUAUUUCAUCACAUAUAUUUAUUUUGUUAGUUUGUGCAAAAAAAAACCCCCAAUGAUAUCAAACACAUACGAACUGCACAGCUGGAGAGAAAGAAAAACCCAGGGCUUAUCAAAGAAGCUGAUGAACACUGAAAUAAAAGCAUCUGUAAAAUCCUGUAACAAAAAUUAAAAAAAUUUAGAUUUUCAUGAAAAUCUAAAACCAGAAAGAGACAACAUGUAAUAAACUGUACUUAAAAACAACAGCAGCAAAACAGCUCAAUUUGUUACUGGACAUUCACCUGCUCUGCUCCAGGAAGGUUAUUUCCCAUAAUGAGGACUUCAGCUCUGUAUUUUAUUGAUGCUGUAAUUCUCUUAGACUUUCCUGGGAUGUUUCCUGCCAAUUAAAGCAGACAUUGGUUCUUACUUGUUGUUUGCAUAGGAAACCAAAUGCUUCAUAUAAGUAAAAGAAAUGCAUUUACUGGAGAGUGGGUGUUUUAAGAGUAACUGUAUUUUGUGUUUAGUCCUUAAUUUACACUUUUUUUGUUGGCUUGUUUCAAAGUUUUCUCUAAAAUUCAGAUCAAUGAUACCUUUGAAUCUUCUGUCCUCCGGUUUUGUUGAACUUUUUGGUUUCUUAGGGAGCAUUAAAGAAAAUAAAGGGAUGUGUUUCUUUAGUUUCCUUAAAUGCAUUUCUUCUUUCAUGCAUUCUAAGUGCUUUUUUAAUGAGUAUGUAUUUUUCUACCCUGAUCCUGUGAGGUCUCAUGUAUCUCAUCUACUUUUGCAGAACAAAGACACCCCUUUUUGUGGAGUGAUAAAAGCUCACUUAAAGGAAUAAUGACCCUUCUGUUGUUGCAAAGAUGCUGCAGAUGAAAAACAUCUGUAUCUUCAAUAAACCCUGCAUCUUCAGCACAUCUCACCUUCGUCAUGUGCAGGUUCAGUGUCCAUGCUAAGUGUUGCUCUUCCUCCUCUGAUGCCCUUUACUCUUCAUCCCUCUGCAGGCUACAGCACCGAGCACUCCUGCUCCUCCAGUCUGUCUGACCUCACUCACCGCAGGAACACCUCCACAGGUAGCAGCACCUCAGGGGGGCUGGGCUUCACUGCUGACAUUUCCACAGAGGGAGACAAGGAUGCUGGACGUCCAGAAAGACCUCCAAGACCCCCCAGGCCUGUCCUUCCUCCAAACAGGCCCCCCAGGUACACACAGACCACAGUCCCUGAUGAAAGUGCGCUGGUCUCUUUGGAUGAUACUUAAACUCCUGCUGUCUGUGUUCUAGGAGGAAACAGGACUUGGUGGAGAAUCACCCCUCCUGGGUGAAUGACACCCGCAUAGAUGCUGACGACAUCGUGGAGAAAAUCGUCCAGAGCCAAAACUUUGCAGAUAUCAACAACACUGAAGGUACAGUGGAAGAGGAAAGGCCCCACAUCGGCAGACAGAGACAGUCUAUAUAAUGACUUUCUACAUUUUAAAACAAAGAACAUCAGGCACAGAUCCAAUCAUUGUCAUAAGGAAAAUUACUGAAUAGAUAGAGGUGUUGAUAAUGCAGCCUUUCCAACACAGGAUCUGGUUCGGUUCAGCACACUUGGUCCAGUUUGGUCCGGUAAACCCUGGUCUUGCACAACAGACUGAACCCUUUCCUGGUGCUAAAUGCAGAAAGCCUGUUGGCUGUGUAAUAGCCUUGAAACAGCUUGAGUUCUGGCGUGCAUGUGGAUAGACAGCCAGUGUGAGCAGCAAAUCUCCCUUGUUUAUGAGACAGCAUGUUUUUAAAGAGGUGAACACUCUGACUCCGUCUUUGGACAGAACUCUCCUCAGAUCUAUUUCCUUGACUUUCAUUGGCUCAAGUGUCUCCUGGUUUUUGUCAGCAGCUGCUAACCCGGUCUGUGUCUGUGUGUUUUUCAGAUAGUAACCUGCGACUGUUCGUCAGCAGAGAUGGAACCACUGCGCUCAGCGGCAUCAGGCUUGGAAACAGGUGAGAGGACGUUCUCUGCUCCUCUGUCCCUCCCGUAUUGUCUGAUUUCCCCCUUUUUUCUGUCUGUCUGUGUCUCUAUUUUCCUCUUUUUUUCUUCUGUUACUUUCACUUUUUCUUUUAUUUGUUCUUUGAAUUCUAACAUCCCCUUUCAUGUCAGUGGAAAGCCCUUUUUAUUGGAUUUUAAAAAGUGCUUAAUAAUGUUGAGUUAGUCCGACACUUACCACAACUAUUUUUCUUGCUAGAUCUAUGCCUUUUAUUGGAGGAAAAUCAUACACAUAUUGAUAAUGUAUAUAGAGUUCAAACUAUGAUACAGCUUAUGCGUGACAUCUUAUUUAUUGGAUGUAGAGUAGAUGAUAAAAAAUGACAGAAAUACCUCAGAGGGUGAGAAAAAUGCUUGUUUUCUUUCUCUCUUUGUCUUACCUGCUUGAUUUCUGUCCUAUUUUGUUGGAUUCACUAAAGGACUGCAGAGCUUUUGCACCCAUCAAACCCAUGAAAAGGAACCAGUAAGAUACAGUGUAAUCCACAGAACACGCAGCAUGAACAGAGCUGCAGAGCAAACUGCAUCUCUCUAUGUUAGUGUUGUUUAAUACAUUCGGAGCAAAUUAGACUUUUUCUGUGCAGACGAGCCUCAAUGCAAGUAACACCUGAAUCACUGACACUGAUGCUAAAAACCAGCUGAAGACAAAUGUUUAUCAUCUGUUGAGAUGUGGUGGUUAUUAAAACAACAGUACAAGGAGGAAAAAAAAAACGUGUGUGUUUGUGUGUCUAUGCAGGGUGUCUGCAGGUGGGUUCGAGCCUGUGGUGAUAGAGAUCCAUUGAACAGAGACCAGCAGACUCUGAGGAUCAUCUUGUCUUCUGUCUCAUUGGUUUUCCUGGAGCUUCAGCUGGUCUGGUGCCGUGAGGGGAGAACCUCAUCCGUUUGCACUUUAUACAAAGUUUGUGUCAGUCUGCCAGUCUGCACUCCGCUCUGAUGUUUUUUUUUAGUUUUUUUUUUAGAAGCAAUUCAGAGUGAAAAAACGCCCAACGCACAACUUUUAUUUUCCCCUGAUUGAAGAUACUGACAACAAAUUUACCCAUGUGCCCCUGAUCUGUUGGUUAAUAUGUGAACUCUGAUUUUUAUUGAACAUCGAAGAUCAUCUGAAGUAAAAGGAACAAAGUGAAGCAUCUAAAGACUCAAAUUUGUGUAUUUGGUUGAUUAUUUUUUGAGCAUCAAAUUUUUAUUUAAAUAUUAAUAUGACACUAGCUGGAUUAUUUUGCGAGUUCUGUGUUUAAACCUCUGAAUUUCUUCACGGUUCAAAUGUACAUCUUUUAAUAGAAAGUCUUAAUUUUGACCCGUGGGCUCCCACUGAUGGGCAGCACACCUAACACUGAAUGAGAAAAAGAGUUUGAAGCCACUGAGCAGUUGCGAAGGUGCAGAAACUCUGGAUGGUUUUGUUUGAAGCUGCUCCCUGUUGAUCGGGGAAAUGCAGCAGAACCUCUUAGUGCCUGUAAAGUUUCUCUUAAAUGAGCCGAAAACACCACAGAGUGCUGGUGACGGUGAGGAGGGAAAUCUUGUCUUUCUGUUUGUUUUUUUCUGCUCUUAGUGCAGGUGGAGCUGAUCUGAAAACCCCACUGUUCCUCCCAGCGUGCCUUGCUGCACUGAAGAGUGGAAAUGAUCAGAUGAUUUCAGCCUUUAGAUGUUAGAAUUAAAAUGUGAGCUCAGCUGAAAACACUGGCUCUGUGGUACAAACUGUUCUGCUUUUACUUUCAGUCAUAGUGAUGGACGCAUUAAAGGAAUUUGUGCAGCAGCUGUGACUGUUACAAUCUCUGUCGCCCCCUGGUGGAGCGUCCUGCUAGUAUUUCUUUUCUGCAGAAGUCUGCGCUCUUCUUGGUUUUAGUUUGUUUUCAGAUGAACAAACACCAAAGAGGCAGGAAAGGGGAAGUUUAUGUCACUCUGACAAACACAGGAGAGGACUUUUUAUGUCAGCAACCAGCUGGCUGGUUGUUGUUGUUUUUUUUUUUUGUUUAAGAGGCAAGUAGAAGCUCUGGAUGGAGGGAUGUUUGUCAUGUAAAGAGUUUUGAAAACACACGUGUGUGUGUGUGUGUGUGUGUGUGUGUGUGUGUGUGUGUGUGUGUGUGUAAAACAGCCAAAAAGAGAUGACGGCCCUUUUUUAGACACAGGACAUUUAAUUUUUGUAAAAUGUUUGAGUUAAGUUACUAAAUCAGGUUUUUUACUGCAAGAUGAGUCCAGUAAAUGCUCUGACUCAAAGUAUGCAGGAAGUGGUAGUUACAAUUUGAAUCCAGGGAAACAACUCAUAGUCCUACUUUCAUCUAAACAUGAGUACAAUAUUGAAUUAGAUUACGUUUAUAGUCAUAUAGACUGAAAAAAAGCAGCAUGUUGGUUUUUUGAGCUGCGUGAUGAUUAAUAAUGUAUCAAACACAAACUGAGAGUAUUUUUAGCUGUUUUUGCCUCUUCUACAAAAAGAAACCUGUUUUUAUGAAUCUGUGUUCUCCAUUUGUUUUUCCUGUCUCAUUGUCUCUUGUCUCUCUCUCACUAUGCUGGCUGAAUCCAGCUCUCUAUAUUAGUUGCACAUCUUGUCUUUACACUACUCUGCCUUUGUGUUUAGUUUAUGCGUCACCUGGUUUCUCACACACUUGGGGAUGAACCACUGUCAGUUUGGUCUGAGUUUGGGUUUACGUCACCGCAGCCUUUAGUAUUCUUUAAAGCAUUUAUUUAUAUUUUUGUUGUGUAUUCUUUUUGUCAGGAGGUUUGCUAUAAGCUACGCACACAAUUCACCUCCUCCAGCUUUUUUCUAUUAGUAUAUCUAACAAAUAAUUCUAUUGUAACAAAGCUAGUAUAACCUUAAAUUAGAGGGUAAAGAUGGAGCUUUUGGUCCAAUAAACACUUUUGUGGUUUUUCUGCAGAAAUGCCAAUAAAAAAUUAAUCAAA